Zea mays is the source of this 1271-nucleotide messenger RNA. RefSeq lists its product as uncharacterized. The coding region runs from base 158 to 838 and encodes 226 amino acids. The record is from RefSeq and is a predicted model, not a curated record. The transcript is spliced from 7 exons. Lineage: Eukaryota; Viridiplantae; Streptophyta; Magnoliopsida; Poales; Poaceae. Gene Ontology annotation, cellular component: plasma membrane; pICln-Sm protein complex; cytosol. Gene Ontology annotation, biological process: mRNA cis splicing, via spliceosome; spliceosomal snRNP assembly; cell volume homeostasis.
GAACAUCCUGUUGUUAUUGUUUGAGAGAAACGGAAGAAAAAGAAAAAAAAUAGAGAGUAAUUAAACCCCGUCGGACCCAAACCUCUGAAAGCCCCAAAACCUAAACCUAGCUUUUCGUCAGUACAACGCCUCCGCCGCUCCUUCCAUUAGCUCAGACAUGGUUCUCGGCCUCUACACCUUCGCCGACAUCGACGCCGACGGAGCACCCCGCCUCGAGGUUGCCGAUGGCGAGGAGUUCGUCCGUGUCGAUCGCGUUGUCGAGCUUGCCCUCGGUCCCCGGGUGCUGAAGGCCCCUGGAACCCUUUACCUCACCACCAGGAGGGUGAUUUGGGUCAGCGAUGGCGGCGAGGGCUACGCUGUGGACUUCGUUGCCAUCUCGCUCCACGCCGUGUCGCGUGAUCCCGAGGCGUAUCCAUACCCCUGCAUCUACACACAGAUUGGAGUGAUGCACGUGAAGAUCGAGACGGAAGCUAUUUCUGACGAGGAGUCUGAUGUGUCAGAUUCUGAAACAAAUGGAGAACUCGAGCUCUCAAAAGUUAUGGAAAUGCGCAUCAUACCUUCAGAUCCUGGUCAAUUGGAUGAACUCUUUGAAGCAUUCUGCAAUUGCGCUGAGCUUAACCCUGAUCCUAGUGCUGAGAGUGAUGAAGAACAUGGCUGGGUUCAUGGUGAUGAGGGUUAUGAAGAUACGGUAGAUGGAAGCGACACUGAGUUUUCAGAUGUCAACCCAAUUGGUCAAACUGGUGAGCAGGAUAUUAACCAUGCUGUAAUCGAGCUCCAGAUCAAUGACCAACGUUUUGAGGACGCGGUAGAUGAGGAGAGUCACAGGAACGGGAACUAGGGACCAUGUGAAUUGGUCGUCGUCGAUGCAGCAUACUUGUCUGUAAAGACUUCACUUUUCUCAUGUUGUCAGAUCAUGUGGACCAACUUGAAUGGCAACAAUGGGGGAUAACGAGCUUUAUUAUAUGAGUUGUGCCUGUACCAUACGUGCAUGACCAUCUAUGGUCAUAUGACUACUGACUAGUAUUUUAGAGGGCGAGGGGGUGCAAAUCGAUACCCGGCCUUGUGCAACACAUUUUCCUUAGCAAAAGAAAAAAAAUGUUGUUUGGCCAAGUAAAAUUGUAGUGUUGAAGGGUCGAAAGUGGAGAGGUGUAAAGUUGGUUAGUUCCACAUCGCACUAUUUCUGUCUGAGUGUCUCUCUUGAAACAGUAAACAACACCACUCCUGUCUGGUUUUGUAAACAACAUUCCAGCAGUAGCUUGCAAACUGUUCAA